This is a messenger RNA of Hypoxylon trugodes, 1829 nucleotides long. Its product is annotated as putative 1-aminocyclopropane-1-carboxylate oxidase. Lineage: Eukaryota; Fungi; Ascomycota; Sordariomycetes; Xylariales; Hypoxylaceae. The transcript is spliced from 4 exons. Bases 554 to 1636 code for a protein of 360 amino acids. Gene Ontology annotation, molecular function: dioxygenase activity. The record is from RefSeq and is a predicted model, not a curated record.
ACUCCUGACGCCAAUAAACGCACUUCAGCAGGCUACCAUUUCCGCGCUUUGCUCUACGUCUAUGAGAUAGCCUUUCAUAAUCUCAACUAACGUCACAUUUAUUAUAUGAUUAAAAUAAGGGGUUCUUUACUAGUAUGUAUCUUGGUUAGUCCACACGUAGGCCUCUACUGUCACUUUAGGUAACAGAAACUCAAGGUAGCGAAGAAUUUCCCUGGCCCAGUGAGAAAAGCUACAGGCUACAGAUAGUCAGAUAUUAGCUAAUUGACUUCUGCUAAGCUUCAUACUCUAUGCGAUAGUUGAUGACUAGCAGUUUGAGCUUGUCAAUGUAGCUCGCCUUCGGAGCUUGAAAUGGCAUCAUUUAUAUGGGGUUUGUUUGACCAAUCCCGUUGAAGAAUAUUUAGGUGUAAGGGCCAGAUAGGAGUUGAGCUUCCCCGCACAACGGCAUGCCGAUGACUAUGGUGAUGGUAUCCUACUAAACGAACUCUCCAUUCAAUAGCGUCCCAUAUUACCUGAAGAUUGACUAUAUUAAUCCGAAAUAUAUAGGAAUUAAAAGAUGUCUCCUUCGCGUGUAGGCGAUGUCCUUGAAUAUGAAUAUCCCAAUGAAACCAAGGAACAAUUAGAAUAUGCCGACUUAGAAGCGCUGGAUAUCUCUAAGCUGAACCAACCAGGAGGUAAACAGGAGUUGGCAGAGCAAGUGCUGCGAUUUAUCAAUCAAAAUGGUUUCUUUUAUGUUACUGGACAUGGAUUUUCCGAUGAAGAAGUGAGGCGCCAAUAUGCGUUAUGCGAAGCGUUCUUCGAGCUCUCGCUAGAGGAGAAACUGAAAUACAUAUGCGACACGGCCAAGGGCGACUUCAGGGGGUACAAGCCCCAAUCUACGGGGAAGCUAGCUGCGCGCGACAAUGACGAACGGUAUAACAUUCCCAAAUUCACACUAGAGCAUGAGCGACCGCAUCCACAAUUGAUUAGGGAGCAUUGGGACGAGAUCAAGGCCUUCUCACUUAAGAUCCAUAACGACGUCUUGCUCCCAUUGCUACGACUGUUUGCCUACGUGCUUGAGAUCGACGAGGAUUUCCUCGUCGAGCGCCAUCGCUACGAGGCGGAAGGUCUCGAGUAUCUGCGGUACAUGAAAUACUAUCCACGCUCUGCGGAAGCGGAUGCUCAACUCGGGAACAUCUGGGCGAAGGGACAUACUGACUACAACACGCUGACCUUCCUAUUCCACCAACCCGUAGCCGGGCUACAAGUACAGACACCCGAAGGGCAAUGGAAAUACGUUAGAUCACCUAGGGACGCGAUUAUUGUAAACAUCGCCGACGCACUGGAAUUCCUAAGCGGCGGGUACUUAAAGAGUACCGUUCACCGCGUCGUCAGACCGCCGGCAGGCCAAGCGGAUCGGCCUAGACUUAGCUUGAUCUACUUCGCGCGGCCUGAGGCGAAUAUUAUACUGAAACCUAUUUCGAGUCCUUUGCUGCAGAGGCUAGGGUUGCAGGCUGAUGCGGAACAAUUCUCGCAUGAUGUUACAGCUGAAGAGUGGGCAAGGGCGCGAAUUGCUAAGGAUCAUAGGUUUCGUACGGGGUUGGUUGAUCAGAGGGAGAAGGAGAUUAUUGCUGGUGUGAAUCAAAAGUACUAUGAUUGAAUGGGAGAGAAGAGCUUAUCGGAGUCACAAGGCCACAUUUUUCUGUCUUCAUUAUACACCCGCGGAAUGUUUCUCUAAUUGAGAGUGAAUUAUCACACCCUUUUAACUGGUCUCCGGUUUUGGUACGGUGGCUACCCGGUGGCUUACAAGUCACAAAUCGCCAAGUAGUCCUAAUAUCAACCAACGUUCACAG